AAGCUGUCAUCAAGAUUCAUCGUUUUACACCGGAAGAGUAUUGGGAUUGUUGUGUGAUACCAUACUUGAAAUCCCAACCAAUUAUCGAUAUUGUGAUUGUCGAAAAGCUUUUUGAACAAUUACCAUCUCUUAGUUCAUACCAUUCCUUCAAGGACAAACUUAGAGAUAUUGAUUUCGUGCCAGGCGGGACAAUUCAAAUGGCCCAAGAAGACCUUUACACGAUCAAACGUAAGCCUGCUGAUCUAUUUGAUCCAACCAACCAGGAAAUCGCUCAAUUAUUUUUCGAUGACGAAAAAGUUUUUCCUGUUGGAAAGUUCUCUAAUGCAUGUAAUCAGCACUACCACAUUUUAAAAGAACUGGGAAUUAGGACCUCACUUACACAAAUGGAUAUCGUUAAUCGUAUUAAAACUUAUGUCGAACUUAGAGAAAGGAACGACUUUGAUUUGCAUAACAAAUCACUUAAUUUGUUUAGAUAUAUUGAUAAACAUUGGAAUUCAUUUGAGGAUAAUAAUACUGAUAUUUUGUCAACUGUUAAAUCUUUGCAAUGGAUUCCAACCAUUAAUAAAACUGGCGAUAAGGGCUUUUCUUGUUUGCUUGAGAAUGGAUGCCGCGAUAAAAAAGAUGAGAAUUUAGUAUCAUUGGUCGUUCCAUUUCUCGACUAUCAAGUUGAGAACCUUACGCUUCGCAAUCAUUUGGGAUGGAAUGUAUAUCCUCCUGCAGAAUUGGUUCUUAAACAAAUGCACCAAUGCUCCCUAAUGUCUAAAAGUGAUCCAAAUUUUAAAAAUCAAUCUCAAAUUUGUGAAGCAGUUUAUAAACAUAUUAGUGAAGUUUUGUCAUGUAACGACGAACAACAUAAGUCAGAAUUAAGUAGAGGGUUGAAAAACGAAAAAUGGAUUUUUUGCGGGGGUAAUUUUUAUGCAACAGAAAAUGUAUUCUUUGAUCUUUCAGAGAAUUUUGGAAGGGAUAUUGUUAAAUUGCCAGAUGAUUAUCGAAAUAGGUUUAAUAAAGUAUUUAAAAAUAUGGGAGUUCAUAAAAGACUUGGGAUUAAUGAUCUGAUUAGAAUAAUCAAAGAAAUUGAUCUUGAAGCAAAUCAUAAUUCAUUAACUAAAGAGCAAUUAUCUGAAGUAAUUAAACUUCUUAAGUAUUUUGCAGAUGAACACACUAAUUCUAAGAAAGACGACUUGAAAGACGACUUGAAAGACUUACUUAUUCCAAGUGUCGAUUCUACUCUUCUCAAGCAUGAAGAAGUUUAUUUUGAUGAUAGGCCUGAAGUUAACAAAACUGAGAAGAAGAAUUAUAAACUCUCACAUCAGGAAAUAACACUUGAGCUUGCAGAAAGUCUUGGAAUUCAGAUGCUCUCCACCGUAUUUUUAAAAUGCAGCGAGAUUGAAUUUGAAACUUCUGAAAAAAUCAGAAUAAAAAAUAUUAUUACUGGAUGUUCGCUUGAUACUUUGUUUAAAGAGUUUCUUAAGAACGCUGAUGAUGCAGGAACUAGAAAAUUUUCUAUCUAUCUUGACGAGAGGAUUUUAGAUAGGAAUCCCGAAAAACCCACUCUCUUGUCUAAAGAAAUGCAUAAUUGUCAAGGCCCAAAUGUUUGGAUUUACUAUGAUAAGAAAUUUGAUGAUUUUUCUGAUCAUAAAAACAAUAUAGGUCGUGCUGGAAUUUUAACCGAUAUUUUAUCUUUCGUAAGCGGAGAAAAUGUAACAUUCCUUGAUUUCCAUGAUCCUCAUGCAAUGUUUCUUCCCUUGCAAGGUUAUCCUCCAAAACGGCCUCGAAAAAUUAAGUUUAAUUUUCUUGAGAAUGAUUUUUUAGCCAAAUUCGAAGAUCAAUGUAAACCAUAUUUGAAUAUAGAAGAUUGUGACUUUAAUAAAGAAUUUAAUGGCACUUUGUUUAAAUUGCCACUUAGAAAUGCAGAGUCGCUGAAUUCAACAAAAUCACAAAAAAUUUUAGACCAUUUUCGGAGCAAAAAAAAUCACCAGGAACUUCUUUUCUUGAGAAACAUUGAAUUAUACAACGUAUAUCAUAUAGACAAGGAUGGAAAUAAACAAUUGAUUUGGGAAAUGAAAAUUCAAAAAUUAAAAGAUAAUUAUAGGGAUAUUCGCAGAAAAAUUGAGUGCACACCGAAAGUUUUUCAGGUUAAUACAAGAAUAUAUGACAAAAAAAAGAGAACUUUCGAGAUAUGGCUUGUAUGCACGGGUGGAAAUUCUGAAAAAAACAUGGAUGAUAAUUUGGUAAAUUUUUCAAAAAAAGAAGGACUUAAGGCUUAUGGUGGUGUCGCUGCUAUUCUUUCACGGUCAGAUAAUGAAGACGAUCUUUUAAAAGAAAUUUUAAUAGAUCCACCCAUUCUUGAUGGAAGGGAAUAUGUAUAUGUCUCAAGUGAACGUUCAGUAAAUUUAGGAGUGCAUAUAAAUGGCGAUUUUUAUCGAUCUAUAGAUAAGAAAGAUAAAAAAGAUACUUCACAAUCAAAGAAUAACGAUUAUAUAUAUAGAAAAUGGAAUCGACAUAUUUUACUUGAAGUACUCCCACCUUUGCAUGUUAAAUUGUUAAAUGAAAUCGCUAAAAAAGAUUUAAAACGAUUCAAGAAUUCUAAGACCACUCUUGGAAACUUUUUUCCACACAUAACUAAAAACUUCUUACUUCUUGGUAAUGAAAAAGAAAUAGAAGAUGAAUUAAUUGAUUCAUAUAGGACAAAGGUGCUACAAAAUCUUGGUGAUAGUGAAAUAUUUUGGACUGAAGCUGAUGAUGGCAAAUUUGUGUCAUUAAAAAAUGCAUAUUUUUCCGAAGAGAAGGAUUAUAUUAUUGCUAAUAUUCUUUCCAGGCAUGGUAUUCCAACUGUAAGGAUGGAUAUAGACAAACUCAGUUACCUAAAAGACAAAAUAAAAGGAAAAAAGUCUAAAUAUCGGCCUAUGAAAUUUUCUAAAAUAUUACGAGAAAAUAAUAAUAUUCUAAGUUCCAUUGAACAGGGACAAAAUGAUUUUAUUAGUAUUAUAAAGUUAUUAAAAUUCAUUUUGCAAGAUGAGGAUAAUAAUUUAAAUUUGAAAUUAAAUGGGUUGCGAUUAGUGCCUUUAAAAAAUGGUACUUUUGGCACUUUUGGAGAACGUGACUAUUAUAUAGCGGAAAAAGACUGUCAAGGGUUAUUCCCGAAGUCUGGUCCUUCUCAUUUUAUUUACGACUCAGAUUAUGAAUUUAUUGAAAUUUUUAGGAACGAGCGCUUUUCUAAUCUUCGCAUUAAAAGACUUGAUACCCAAGGCGUUCUUUAUCUUCUGGAAGAGGAACUCCCAAAUAAACAGGAGAUGGAAUGGAAUCCUUCUUCAGGAUCGAUUCCUAAUCGACAGUGGCUUGAUGCUGUAUUUGAAAUCAUGAAAUUAGACACAGGAUCUGAAAUUGUGUUACCUAAUUGUCCGUUGAUCCCUGUUAUUCGACCGAGUCACAAACUUGUUAAAAUAGACUCGACAAAUUCUUUAUUAAUCAAUCCGAAUGAUAAUGACCCUAUGGCCUUUAUAGUAGAGGUUCUUGCAAAAUUGGGAAUUUGUUUCACAGACAUAAAAUUCCCCAACAGGUGUCUGAAGCGGAGUAUAAAAGCUUUUAAUUAUUCUAACGUUUUUAAAUCUAUAAAACAAGCAUCACGGAAUAUUUCUAUAGGAACGUUUUUUAGCGAUGCAAAGUUGGAUGAUGCUGAUUACAGGAAACUUAGAGAAUAUAUUAAAAGCUUUAUCAAUGUUAAUGCCAAAGGAAAUGAAAAAAUUUUAAACAUCAUUCGAGAACUUCCAAUUUGGCCAAUUCGUUCACCAAUAAAACAUAGAUUCAUUUCUGCAAAUGAUAAAGGAAUAUUACCGCCACAUAAUCUUCCAUGUCCCUUACAGGAUUCUGUCAUCUUUGAUGUGCAAGAUGAAUAUUAUGAUGUGCUUAUUUCACUUGGUGUAAAAAAGAUUGAAGUAUAUGAUUUUUUCAGGCAAUAUUACCAUUAUGAAUCAGGUGAACCGCCAACGCAACAGGAUGUAAAAUUCCUUAAGAAAAUCCUAUCACUUAAGAAUAAACGAAUUGAGAGUUAUCUUGCGAGUCGUGAAGCAAUUCCUAAUAGGAGUCUCAAAUCAUUUGUAAAGGCCAGUACUCUAUAUGAUGCGGAAGUAGAUUUAUUUAAUCAAAUAUUUGAUGAAGAUAAAUUGCUUCCACUUGAAUUACAAGAUAGUAGUGCUUGUCGAUCCGCUUUAUUAGAAAUGGGACUUAAACGAAACUUGAAUGGAAGCGUAUAUCUCGAAUGUGCUCUUGAAAUUCAAAAGAAAAUUAAUGGUCCAAAAAAAGGUUAUUUCAAAAAUCUAUUGAACCAUUUUACUAGUUUUAAUGACGAGAUCAGACCACUCUCAAUAAAUUUGAUAAGUCAUCUGAACGGAAAUUAUAAUAGCUUUAGUGAAAAUGAACGGAAACAACUCUACGAAAUAGAUUUUGUUCCCUCUAAAAAAGAUCUCCCGAGUCCUUAUAAUAAGACAGCAGUCCCUACUUCAGAAUACGAAUCGUUUAAUUCGUUAUGUUUUGUAAAGUAUAUAGAUAUAUGUUGGACACAAACAAAAUUUAUUUAUUCCGACAUUGAACUGCCCUUCGAUCUCCGCCCAGGUCUUAAAAUGGUCAUUAAUCAUUGGAUUGAACUGUCUAAAGUUUUUCCUUCCGAAACAUCAGGUUGGAAAGGCGAUAGAAUACAUGAAAUUAUGAAAAAAAUUUAUCAAGUUGUGGAUGAUAAUUUAAACCUUUUGGAUGAAUGUAAAAUUAGAGAAUUUGAACUAAAAGAUACUAAGCUUUUCCUAAAUGGUGAUAAUCCUUUUGAUUCUAAUUGCUGGAUCCCUGGCAAAAAGCUUGUAUUUGGUCUUCAAAAUAAUAUAAAUGACCGAUUUGGUGUAAAUGAUCGUUUAUUACCAUUUAAGAAACUACUAAUAGCUUUAGGUGCAAAAGAAGUCGACAAUAAUGUUAAAAUGGACGAGAUACCAAUUAAUUAUUCACAAAGUGACCAUUUAAUUAAAUAUAUGAUCAAAUGUCUGCAGAAUCAGGACUCAUAUUAUGAUAUUAUAUUCAAGAUUGGGGAUCACAAUAUUCGCGCAAAUCGUUGUGUUCUAUCAAGUUUUGCAAAAUAUUUCGAUUGGCAUUUUUCAAAGGAACACAGAGAUGAAAUUACGAUCGAUGGAGUUCAACACAAAACUUAUGAAGUACUCUUAAGAUGGCUUUAUGGAAUGUCAUAUGAAGAUGCUGUUAUAAAUGUUUUCUAUGAAGGUUUUUCAGAUUCUGGGCAACAAUAUCUAGAUUUUAUGCUUGAGCUUUUGAAAGUAUCACAUAAAUUUAGUCCUUUAAAUAAUAUAAUUCAAAACAAUAUCAUGCUAAAAAACAUCAUAAAUGUAAGUAAUGUGAAGAAAAUAAGAAAAUUUAGUCACGAUUAUAAUGCGAAACAACUUAACAAAAGCUGUGAAGAAUAUAUACGAAAGAAUAAGAAUAUUAUUGAUACAGAGGGUUCAUGUGAUUAA
This is a messenger RNA of Dentiscutata heterogama, 5507 nucleotides long. NCBI's taxonomy places the organism in Eukaryota, Fungi, Glomeromycota, Glomeromycetes, Diversisporales, Gigasporaceae. The record is from the annotation of a GenBank genome assembly.